Messenger RNA from Phytophthora sojae, 8175 nucleotides. RefSeq lists its product as hypothetical. The record is from RefSeq and is a predicted model, not a curated record. Lineage: Eukaryota; Oomycota; Peronosporomycetes; Peronosporales; Peronosporaceae. Bases 1 to 8175 code for a protein of 2724 amino acids. The transcript has 3 exons.
AUGCUGGAGGGGUACCAGUCCCCGGGAGGUCGCGGCGGACGCAGCAAUUGGGGUCGCUUCCAGCAACAACAGCGCGCGCCUCGAGGCGCUCCCGGCUACGCGCCGCAGCCCCAGUACAGCCGCCAGCAGAGUCCGCAGAGCUUCUACCAGCAGCAACAAAGCCCGCCCAGCUACCAGCAGCAGCCGCGGGCGAACGCCAAUGCGUCCCAAGUGCAGCGAGACGUCGUGGCCUUCGUCGAGGCCUUCCGAGCCAACCAGUCGAGUCCCUCGGCGCCGCCCAACGCGCUGACGCUCGACGUCCUUGUGCGCGCCAUCUGCAGCCACUUCCGCGUCAAUGCGUUCGAGGAGCUCAUGGGCACGAGCGCGCUGCAGCUGCCGGCGUUGAGGCAGCUGCACACGGUGAACCAGCGCGUGUGGACGUUCGUGACGUGCUUCAUGCAGAGCCGCCGCAUCAACACGCUGUUCGAGUGCCAGCAGGCAUUUUUACAGCACGAGGGGCUGCGCGCCUUCCACGAGCUCAAGCUGGGCAACUCGUUCCUGCACACGGAGGCGGUGCAGCAGCUCUACCGCUCGCCCGUGGCGCUGCUGACCGUCACGACCAGGGACGUGCUGGCCAGCUUGAAGCAGUUCGAGGACAUGCUGGGCCACGACGCCUUCCGCGCGUCGUCGCACAUUGAUCUGAACGAGUUCCUGCAGUACCUGGCGCAGCAGUACCGCCAGCCGAGCGCGCAGGCCAUGGGCGUGGCGAUAGACCCGUCCGGGUUCGGCGUGUACGUCGGCAUGCUGCGCCGUGUGGCCAACAAUGAGAUGAAGGAGAUGAAGACGCUGGAGCAGCAGUUCCAGCGCGAAGUGGCGGAGAAGAUGUUCCGCCUUACCAAGGAGAAGUUCAGUGACGAUAACAGGAAGCAGGCCCUCGAGGAGCUGCUGGCGCAGACCAACGCCGCCCAGUCAACGCAGCAAGAGAGCGAGGAAGGGGCUCAGAAGAGACGCGGCGGCAAGAAGAACAGCAUGCAGUCGCUGUCGCUGGACAUGCUCAAGCGCGUGACGGACGUCGACGUGUAUCUGGACAACGUGCUGCGUCGCAAGGCUGCGGCGGACGCCAAGAACCAGCAGAAGUUCCGCAGACCCAUUUCGUCCCAGGAGAUCGCCGAGACGGACUCGAAGCUGCGCAACCAGCUCACGCGGUUCCUUGUGUGGUCGCAGAAGAGCAAGCACCAUUCGAGACUCAAGGUCGUGACGUGGGUCAUCUGCAGCAUCAUGGCCAAGACGUACGCGCUGUUGCUAAGUGAUGACAAGAUUCCCGAUGAAGACGCAGACGGAGAGGGGGCAGACGAUGCCAAGAAAGUGCCGGAAAGCGAAAAAGAAGAGUGCGACUGUUGCUGCGUGGGUGAAGACACUUGCUCGUGUUCCUGCACUUGCAAGUGCCACGUCGCGUCAAGCGACGAAAAAGAGGAAGAAGAAGAAGGAGAAGGCCAAGCAGAGACAGAUAACAAGGAGAUCAACAAGUUCCCUGUCAUGCCUACAGACCCGUUCGCUAGACGGCUGGCUAAAACUGCUGCAGAACCGAAGGUUACACUUGAAGAAGUGAAGACCGAGAUCGAGAGCUUCUUGGAGGCUCAAGCGCCACGCGACAACGAGCCUCGGACAGCGAAGGAGGUUCUUCAGGUUCUGUCGUCACUUGAGAACCAUCUAACCAGCAAGUUGUCGAUCAAAUCCAACAGCGUGUCCUGGGCUGGACGGCGGUCCGUGCUUGAGCUUCUCCCAGAUCUCGUGGACGAUGCUGAAUACAGCAUGGACGACGAUGAAGUGAACGCAGGCAAGUGGCUCCUUGAUCUAUUGCGUUCCCGCGGAGAAGGCGGCGAUGCCUCGACUUCAUCGAGUCCGGUUAGUGACAAGCGCCUGCAGGAGGAAGUGCUGCCUUUUGUGCGCGAGUGUCGCGACGUCAUAUCGUCGUCGUCUUCGCUGUCUGCUUUAUCCAGCGAGAAGCAGCAACAGUGGAUUACACGCCGCAUCUGCGUGGAGCUGGGGUGUGCUCGAGUUGAAGACCUUGGACUUCCCAGUGUGGAAGAAUUGAUCAAGCUUGCUGACAAAGAGCAGGCGGGCGAAGAGACUUCGGUGGUCAAAUUCGCUGGCAGCUUGGAUCUCGUCCAAGGUGACGGCAGCUUUGAUGACACGGUCUCAUCGAACGAGACAACAGGUGAGUCAGUGCAACAGAAACUCUUGACGGAGCAAGCGCUGGAGAAGCUGCGCAAGUGCCCGUACUUGGUUGAUGCAUCGUUGUAUAUGGACUGGCGAGAGCGCUAUGCCCCGCUGUGUGGGCCGUUGCUCUCGUUCAUCCGCGUGCAUGAAAUGAUUCUUCUUGAUCAUGCACCUUCCUCAAACAACUUCAUGUUUGUGUCCUGCUUGAACGGAACGAUCUUGCGUGUGAACGAGAAAUCGACGCCGUCCGAUCUGGAGCUGCUGUUCGCCCGAGCGCAGCAAGCCAAGACCCAUGCGGCCGCCCGCCAAGUGGCAGUCCACUUGGUGUCGAUGGUGGUGACGUGCAAGGGCCAAGCUAACUUCCCCAAGCAGCUCGUCCAAGCUCAUCUGCGCGCGUACUUGUCCAGCGUCACCAAGGACAAGACAGCCGGCAGCUACCCGGAGCGCUUCGUCCUGGAGGUUCUUCUUGAAACACCAGUCGAGUUCGCAGACUUCGUGAUGUCUCUUUUGCUUGGCGUGCUCAGUCAGACAACAGGAUCGGAGUCGGCUAGCGCGGACCGAGUUUGGAAGGCCUGCAGAAGCGAUGCCGAGCGCAAAGCGCUCUUGUACGUUUCCAGCCGGAGCUUGUCGGGCUUGUGGGCGACUGAGUCGGAGCAGUGGUGCAUUCUCCGUGAUACUCCGUCCCUUUCCAGUACGGACGAUGACGGUGGCAAUGCAGCGAAGGAGAACACCAAGUCCAGUGCUACGCCUCAGCCUGUUACGUCCACUGGAGAUGACGGCAAGACUGUGAGCUUAUUUAACGCUUCAAGUCAAGAGGUGGCGUUGGCGAACUUUUCAAGCGAAUUAUCCGGUCAGAACACCAAUGACCUGUCCUCGGUUGAGGAUAUCGCCAGCGAUGACUCGUGCCGCUCAUUCAUCGAAGAUCUACGCAGGAAGCAGUUCGGCGUUGGGCUGCAGAUCCAGGACGAGGCAACGACCUCGGUGCUGCGCAUUCAACAGCAGCGUCUGGAGCGCGCGCUCAAGCGUCUUAGCGACGAGCUGUAUAGCGAGAGCACCCACUUCGUUCUCGAGUUGCUGCAAAACGCCGAUGACAACACCUACGACGACGCCGUGGUUCCGCUUGGUGACUUCACGUUGACCGCUGAAAAGGAGAUCGUCUUCUACAACAACGAACGGGGUUUCUCGCCGUCCAACAUCCAAGCCAUUUGUGAUGUCGGAGCGUCUACCAAGGAAGCCGUCGACUCGGAGGCAAGCAUCGGCAAGAAAGGUAUCGGCUUCAAGAGCGUCUUCAAGGUGUCGGACAACCCGCAAGUGCACUCGAACGGCUUCCACAUCUGCUUCCACGCCAAGAAUGCUGAGCAUGGUUCGGGUAUGGGCUACAUCUUGCCGUACUGGCUGGACGAUGCGACUCAAUGGAAGCAGCGUCGCGGUACGACGUUUGUGCUGCCAUUGAACGACUCAUCGGUGCAGAGGGUGGAUGACAUCUCGCAGUCGCUCAUGGCGUUUGAGCCUUCCGUGUUGCUGUUCCUCCGCCGAAUCCGCGAGCUUCGACUGCGUGACCCGGCUCGACAGCACGCGCUUCACUUCCUCAAGAAGGAGAAGCAGUUGCAGACGAACGCUCAGAUUGUGGAGCUGUAUUCGCAAGUCAAGAAGAGCGAGAGCAGCGUGGAAGUCGUGCAGCAGAACUGGCUGGUAGUCAAGGAGAAGCUCGAGCCCCCGCAGUUGUUCGGCCGCAGUCACCCGACGGAGAUUGCGCUUGCGUUCCCGCUGACAUUCCAGGGAGAGGAGUCCAGACCGCCGCUCCAGGAGGUGUUCGCGUACCUGCCACUGCGGUCGUACGGCUUCCGCUUCAUCUUGCAAGGAGACUUUGAGAUCCCGAGCUCUCGCGAGGCCAUCACCAAUGGAAGCGAGUGGAAUGAGUGGCUCGUGUCCAAGUUCCCCAAGCUGGUGCGUGCCGCGGUAGGCAGCUACGUCUCGAGUGCUCAAGCUAGCGGUCAAGAAGCUGACAAGGCGAUUGAGGCCAUCUCGCACUUGCUCUCGUUGCUGCCUCUUGAAAACGAGGUACAGGCGCCGUUCCGUAGCAUCAUACCGGAGGUUAUGCGCGAGCUCCGUCAAGUGAAGUGGCUGCUUUCUGCUUCCUCAGCAUCGACGGGGUUGCUCAUGCCGGCGGAGUUGAUUGACUGCAUUGAGCUCACGGGAAGUGAGGCCAUUGAAAGUACGACCUCGCUGCUGGAGGCUUUGAGUGAAGACGUUCUCGCAGCGACGUUCAACAAGCGUUUCCUGCAUCCUUCGCUGUCACGAUCUAUGACUGCGGUGAUGAAGAGCCAACUGCGGAUCGAGCAGCUCCACUCGUCUCACUUGAUGCGGGUGCUGUCGCUGUCAGAAGAGAAGGACGAUAUCGACUGGACGGUGAAGAUUCUGGCGCUGCUGGCGAAGCUUUGGCGUAAGGACCGCCACUCGAAGCUGCUGCGGCAAGAGCUGCGGUUGAUCAAGUGCUUCCCGCUGCAGCGCAAGGGCAAGGACAGCAAGACCAAGUGGGUCUCGUUGGCUGAAGCUCACGACUCGCUCUUCGUGUCGGGUAACGGUGGCAGCUCAACGCGCGAGAAAUCGUACGAGUUUUACGGGGACCUCCGCAUUCUGGACGACAAUUUUACGAAGACAAUCAACAAGAGCUCAAAGCUUGGAGCGUUCUUGAUGAACGACGUGGGCAUUCACGUGAUGGAGGACCACGAUUUGAUUCGACACCACAUCCUUCCAAAGAUGGCAGAGCUCCGUUUGUCAGCUGAAGAUAUGAGCGGCAUUAUCGAUGCUGCUGCGGAUGUUAGUGUAGUGAUCGAGUACGGAAGGUUCCUGUCCUCACACUUGGCGUCGUGCAACAAUUGCUCGUUGCAAGCGGAAGUGAAGGCCAACGUGGUUGUUGCGACGAGCAGCCGACGUAUCGUUGCAGUCGACAGCCCCAACUUGCUCGCUAUUCUGCCAUCUACGUUGAAGGAGAUGCCGCAGCUGAUCUCUUGGGUCACUCGACUGGAAUCCUCCAACCAGAACGGUCCUGCUAUCGUAUCAAGCGAGUACUUCUCUGAUACUGCCAAGGACUCAGCGGACAAACAGUGGCAGCAGCUGCUAGUGGACGUCUGCGGGCUGUCGCUGUUGUUUGAUGCUGCAAGUCUCACUUCAGACCCCCGCUCACAAGCUGGAAUGGAGCAAUUACUGAAGUGGAUCGAGGCUGAAGAGGAUAUCGUCGUUAAGCGCAGUGUUUCGACGAAUCUAGCUCAGCACCUGGAUAAACACUGGGGCACUGCAGAUGAUGAAAGCGAUGAUUCCUCCACGGUCGACGACAAGGAAGACGAGGUUACUAUGUGGAGGAAAUACUGCUGGCUGGAAGACUCUGACGGGCAGUUCCAUCGCUCCACUGACAUAUGGCUACCAGCGGAGGCUGUCACGCGAUUGUUCACGCGUGCUAUGGUGACGUUUAGUGCCAUGACGUGGAAGAGCGAUGACUUCACCAAACGAGUCCUCGGUAUGAGAGCUACUCCGACGGUGGACGAUGUGCUGCCCGUCCUCUCAAGUCUCUCCGUUGAUUCAGCGCUGGCAUCUACACUGGAGGUCGACCAGAUGAUCCGGAUGUACUCGUUCUUGUGGGAGGAGUGCCAGCGCUCUGACGCCUGCCGUGCCGAGGUCACCAAGGCGUUUACGCGUAAGCUUUUGCUCUUUGUUCCGGCUGAAACUGACAAAUCCCAUCGAUUUAUCGGCGUGAAGAGCGCAGUCUGGUCGUCAACCGCGCACAACGGGGAGCUGACUGUACUGGAGACGCUGUAUCCGAAGACCCUGUGCGAGUUCUUCACCGACGUCUGUGGCGUACAGCGGAAGCCGUCAGUCGCCUUCUUGUGCGAGAUGAUCACUGAGCUGCAAGGCUCUUUGACGACGAAGCUCAGCGAUAGUGACAACAUGAAGACGUGGAAGAAGAAGCUGUUGCCUCUGCUCACCGCUUUGUCCAAGAAGGUGAAGAAGCGCUCGCUGUCCAAGACCGAACUCAAGGAGACCAAGAAGACGCUGAAGUCAACUCCGUGGCUGCCAGUGCGAAGUGUUGGUGGGUCCAGCAAUGGCGUCGCGUUCUGGAGCUCGAAGGAUUCGCCAGUCCAAGCCACAACGGAGAAAGAGAAGAAGCUGCAGAAGUUGCUGGUGGCUAUUGCGAAGGAGGCUUCAUCCGAAAGCAGCAGCUCCAAGAAACGCAAGGAUGGAGACGACAUUAAGUUGGUCCAGCUUGAAGACGAUGGGGAUCUGGACGCGCUGCUCAGUAUCGCCAGGAUUUCGACGCUGACCGCGCACCUCGAAGCCGAAGCGAGCGUCUGGUGUAAGGUGCUCGCUCGCUUUACGAAAUCCUCUCAGCUGGACAACAAGAAGGGCAGGAAGAAGCUGCUGAAGCUGCUACAAUCCGUAGUGAGAGUCUGGUCGAGUGCGCUGUCGAUGGCUUCAUCUUCUGACAUCACGCAGUUGCAGCGCUCUGUGAUCUUCCCGACAAUCGAUGACAACCACCGAUGGGCUUCAGCUGCCGACCUGUACAUUAACGACCAAGCCGAUCUCUCUGCGAGCGACUUCCAGCAACCAGGACACACUGAGCAACUCCAAGUGCUGGGGUUGUUCCCGUGGAGCUACUUUGUGGAGAGUUCGAAUGAAGAUGAUAGCAGUGAGGCGACUCGCGUGAUGAAGUUCCUAACGGAAGUUUGCGGGAUGAAGUCGCUGAAGGCGCACAUGCAGUACGAAGUCAGCGUCCUCAGCACGCAGCGUCCGGCUAGCGACGCCUUCCACCAGAAGCUUUGCGCGGCGUUUGCUCUGGCUCAGCGAUUCCUGAUCCACAGUCACCGAAGUUUGUACGACCAGCUCCAGCAUGAAACAAUCUCAAAGUUGGCGUCGGAGCUGCAGUGCCUGCUGGUGGAUGGACACGACGGCUUCCAAGUGGUGUAUCGGGUCGGCACUUCCUUCAGCCUUCGUCGCGGAGUCGACGCGUCGUCGCAGUGCUUCCUCGAUGUGUCGAACUCCACCUUGUACUUGCAAUCUGUGACUGGAGACGAAGAAGCAAGCGCGCUCUCCCCGGUGCUGAUGGAAAUAUCUCGCAAGCUGUUUGGAGCGCAGGUGGCUGCCAGCGUGGCGAACCUGAUGUACUUGAGUCUGUUGCAGCCCAGUCCGCAGAUGAGAGAGCAGUGGCUUGUCGAAACCCAGCAAUUGCCUCCACUACCCACCAGCGAGGCUGGUAAGCUGUGGGUGGAGCAGGUGGAGGACACCGCCACACCCGGGCUGGACAAUGCUGGACGGAAGCGUGACUCCGAGGACAUGGAAGAUGGAGAGAUUGCUGCAGAGGAAGCGCCGAUGAAGAAGCCAUAUCCUCCAGUUCAACCGAACUAUGCUGCACCUCAAGACCCUCAAUUCGCACCACUGCCGCCUUCCGACACGCAUGGAAACGGAGCACACUAUCAGAGACCUCCGUAUCCGCCACUCCCACCGCAGCCGAUCGAGGGAGCUCCGUUCCAUCCGCCACUUCCUCCUCCAUUGGCUGGUUCUUCAAUGCAGUCCUUGUCCGUGCCGAACACGAUGACCAAGGAGGAGCGCGAAGCUAUCGGUCGCUGGGGCGAGGAGUACGUCUUCAACCAGUUGAAGCAGCAGCACGCUGAGAGCGAGUCGAGUCUGACGGUUGAGUGGGUGAACGAGAAGGAAGAGUCUGGUCUGCCGUACGAUCUCACGGUGUCGUCGGCUGGAAAGGUGGUCGAGUACAUCGAGGUCAAGUCCACGCGCACGAUGGAGAAGGGAGUGUUCGAGAUCAGCAUGAACGAGCUGGACCAGGCGGCCAUCCACGGCUCCACGUACAGCAUCUACCGCGUUUUCAAUGCUGGCAACCCAGCCUUGUGCCGCGUGAUCCGCAUGAAGAACCCUGUGUCUCUGGUGCGCCAACGCAAGAUUCAGCUGGCCCUUGUCAUGCAGUAG